Molecule: messenger RNA, 1134 nt
Organism: Drosophila subobscura
Lineage: Eukaryota; Metazoa; Arthropoda; Insecta; Diptera; Drosophilidae
Gene: DCP1
Product: mRNA-decapping enzyme 1B
Exons: 1
Coding region: 66-1109 (347 amino acids)
Biological process (GO): deadenylation-independent decapping of nuclear-transcribed mRNA; positive regulation of catalytic activity; deadenylation-dependent decapping of nuclear-transcribed mRNA
Cellular component (GO): P-body
Molecular function (GO): mRNA binding; enzyme activator activity
Source: RefSeq, a predicted model, not a curated record
AAAUAUAUAUACGUAAGGGCUUGUUGUAACUAAAAGUUAAAAUUGAUAAUUACCACAGCAAGAAUAUGGCGGACGAAAGCAUUACUCGAAUGAACCUGUCGGCAAUUAAGAAGAUAGACCCCUACGCCAAGGAAAUCGUUGACUCGUCGUCGCACGUCGCAUUCUACACCUUCAACUCGGAACAAAAUGAAUGGGAGAAAACUGACGUCGAGGGCGCUUUUUUCAUAUAUCACCGCAACGCCAAGCCAUUUCACAGCAUUUUCAUCAACAAUCGUCUAAAUACAACUUCAUUUGUGGAGCCAAUCACUGGGAGCCUGGAACUACAGUCGCAGCCCCCCUUCCUCCUCUACCGCAACGAGCGCUCACGCAUCCGCGGAUUUUGGUUCUACAACAGCGACGAGUGUGACCGCAUGAACAGUGUAGUGAACAGCUUGCUGCAGAAUAAGGAAUCCAAUGGCCAGGUGACGAAUACUAAUCCGGCCCCUACGUUUGUGAUCCCCAAACACGACAAUGCAAGCAUAUUUAAUAUGCUUAGCAAAGCCCAGAAGGAGUACAACGCACAGUGCAACAGCCACUCCAAGCCAGUGCAACAGGAAAAUGUGACCCCUGGGAAUGUACUCAAGUUCUUCGAGUCGGCCAAGCAGGCUACAGCGGAGUCGCUUUUCAAUCGCGUACAGCCGCUCUCAGUGGAUCAAUUGGAGAAGCAGCAGCGUGCAGCAACGCCUAGCGAAGGCUUAAUUCCAUCGUCGAAUAGAGAGGCUCCUGUCGAGAGCCGGCUCUCGCCUUUUCAGAAGCCAUCGUUGAAUGCUCAGCCCUUGCCACUGCUCAGUGAAUUGAAAAUCGGAUCUCCAUUGAUGGCAAACGAAGACGCUGGCAACUGUCUUCGGCGUUUGCUGGUGGGUGACCAGCCGGAAGUAAAGCCGGCCCUAAUGCCACCUUCCAUGUUCGAUGCACCCAAUGGGAAUCCGGAAUUCGCGAGGCAGCCGCCCGUACAGCCAUUGAGCUCGUCUCGCUUUGUGCAGGCCUUCACUUAUCUUAUCCAAAACGAUAAGGAGUUUGUCAAUAAGUUGCACAGAGCAUAUUUGAAAUUCGAUGAAGAUUCUUAUUAAAACAUGAAUUUAUGUAUAUGAUUUA